Oreochromis niloticus (Nile tilapia) is the source of this 1420-nucleotide messenger RNA. Its product is annotated as interferon-induced protein 44. The record is from RefSeq and is a predicted model, not a curated record. Bases 86 to 979 code for a protein of 297 amino acids. Lineage: Eukaryota; Metazoa; Chordata; Actinopteri; Cichliformes; Cichlidae. The transcript is spliced from 10 exons. Gene Ontology annotation, biological process: immune response.
UCAUCUAUAUAAGACCGACUGUGUUUCCUUCAACAGCUUCACUUGAUCUUUGCCUCUGCAGCUGCAUCACAAUACAGUUUUCACCAUGGGAGGUGGCUCUUCUUCUCCUAAAUCACCUCCAGCUCCACCACGUCGUCCUACACCUCCACCUUCUCCUACUUUGAAAACUCCGUGGAGACAAGUAUCUUGGGGGAACCAGGAAGAUCUGCAGUAUGUGAAGAAUUUUCAGCUUCAAAAUGACCAAGUGAGACAUGUCAGAGUUUUGCUCUAUGGCCCAGUCGGUGCUGGGAAGUCCAGCUUCAUCAAUUCUGUCAGCAAUGCCUUACGGAGAAGAAUAACCUCUCCAGCUUUGACCAACGCAACAAACGAGGAGGAAGGAAGUUUCACCAAAAAAUAUGAAACCCACAACAUUAAGAAGGAUGCAGAGCAGUUUUACCCAUUUGUCUUCAAUGACCUGAUGGGUUUGGAAGAAGGGAGUGGACGAGGAGUGAGAGUGGAAGACAUCAAACUGGCCAUGAUGGGACAUGUGAAGGAGGGUUAUAAGUUCAACCCUGCGUCUCCAUUGUCCACGUCUGAUUCUGGCUACAACCCUUCACCUUCUCCAGAGGACAGAGUUCAUGUUCUGGUUUGUCUCUACUCUGGUAACACGACAGAAAUUAACAGCUCAGUGUUACAGAAGAUGAAAGCCAUCAGAGAGACAGCCAGCGACUUGGGUAUUCCACAGUUAGCUGUUCUUACCAAAUUUGAUGAGGCCUGUCCUGAAACUGAAAAGGACCUGAAGAAUGUGUACAAAAGCAAGCUCGUGAAGAGAAAGAUGGGAGAUCUGAGCUCAAAACUGGGGAUCCCGCUUAACUUCAUCCUUCCUGUGAAGAACUACAGUGAAGAAACACAACUGAAUGACGACAUCGACACUUUGAUCCUGAGCGCACUGAGAAUGAUGAUUGACCUGGGAGAAGACUUCAUUGACUCUAAAUUAUAAACUGACACAUUCCUGACAGUUUCAGACAUACACAGUGAUGUAAUACACUCGAUGAAUUAUAGAUAAUCCCAGUACAAUAAGAGUCACUUUUUCCACACAGGUUGAUGUUAAUUACCAGAUAAAAUAAAAAUCAGGAAGUUGUUAAUAAAAGCUGAUAUGACUGAGUGUGAUUAAACUGAAAAGAAACACAAGUUUCAUCUCUCUCUUUUCCUUUCUUAAUAUCGACUAACAUCACAGAAAUAUAUCGAAGAACAUUUAUAAUCAAAUAAAAUAAAGCUGUCAUUGUCUUUGCAGAUAAAUUUCACACAUGCACUCCAGCAAUGAGCUUGUGUAGCCAUCACCCAACUCUGCAUGUUAGAAUGCAAAUGUGCACUUAAGAUAAAUAAAUGUCUCAUACAUUUGCAUUAAACCUUGUAUGGUGUUUAGGUCUGUUGUACCCUU